Molecule: messenger RNA, 1986 nt
Organism: Diabrotica balteata
Lineage: Eukaryota; Metazoa; Arthropoda; Insecta; Coleoptera; Chrysomelidae
Source: the annotation of a GenBank genome assembly
GUACGACAUUAUACGUGCGGGGUGUGAAGUUUAAUUUUCUGUUUAGUUUUAUUUAAAAAAAGAUGUUCGGGUUUAAAAAAGGAAAACAGAAAAUCGAAGAUGAACAUGAGUGUGUGCCCGUUGUUUUCGUCAAAAUUCCAGAGGCUUUUGCAGCAACCAUGUUGUCCGAUAUGGACCAGCUUCCCACCAUCAAAUUGGGUAACUACACUCUCCAGAUAGAAUUAGAUGACCUCAAGCCAGAAGUUCAAGAAAUCGCCAGGAAGGAACUUAGGGAGACCCCUGAGGUGAAAAAGGAAGCUAUAGUAGCUCUAAGGGAUCUAUUAAGAGAGGAAAAAGACCUUAAAGUGCCUUUAGAAAACGACCUUUGGCUUGUAAGGUUUUUGAGGCCUUGUAAGUUCUACCCAGAAAGUGCCUGCAAUCUGAUUAAGAGAUAUUACAAAUUUAAAAUUACACACGCCAAUGUAUACGAUGGAUUGAUGCCCAGUAAAGAAAAGAAUAUUUUUGAACAAAAUAUUCUAACAGUACAACCAAACAGAGAUCAGUUAGGCAGAAGAAUUUUAAUCAUUGAAUUAGGAAAGAAAUGGAAAACCGAUAAGGUAUCUUUAGAUGAAGUAUUCAAAGGUUGUGUAUUGUUCCUUGAAGCCGCUAUGUUGGAACCAGAAAGUCAAGUCUGCGGAGCAGUGGUCAUUUUCGACAUGGAUGGUUUAUCGAUAUCCCAAACAACCAAAUUUACCCCCUCCUUUGCCAAGAGAAUAGUUGAUUGGUUGCAGGAUAGCGUACCUCUAAGAAUCAAAAACAUUCACAUCGUCAACCAACCGUACAUCUUCAAGGUCGUCUUUGCCCUCUUCAAGCCCUUCCUUAGAGAAAAACUAAGAAACCGCAUUAUCUUCCACGGUACUGACCGCAAAUCUCUCCACCAAUACAUGAGCCCCGAAUGUUUGCCGGAACAUUACGGUGGAACUCUAGAUUUACCAAGGAUAAAUGGUAACCAGUGGUACGACUUGUUGGUUAUGUGUGAUAAGGAAUAUUUAUCUAUCAACUCUUUCGGUUAUAAGAAGAAAGGAGAGCUAUAAGGACGAUAACUUCAAAAACAACGCACCAUACCCAGCCAUAUUACAACGACAAACUGGGUCGUCGUAUAUUUCGCAGCAUAAUAGAGAUAAUAACUAUUUAUUAUUUUUAUAUAAAAUCGUAUUCUAUUUUUAUAGCAAUUUUGCCAGUUUUUUCAUUAAAUCUUUUAAUUUUAGACAAAGGCUCAAAGGACUAAAUGUGUUAACAAUAUUUUCAUCAAUUUUUUGAUAACUUUUAUACAUUUUAGAUUAGAAACAAGUGGUGUAAGCCUUUUUCUUUCUUCUGGUUGUUUUAGUUUAAGAUAAACAUAAAUUCUGACUUAUAAGCAGAUUGAUUGCAUGAACUUUAAUAAGAUUUUUAAGAAACAAAUUUCUAAGCUUCUUUAUUCCUUCUUUGAAUCAUCGAUUGUUGAAAAUUAUAUCUAAAGCAGUUCACAAUUAAAAUAUUACUACAUUUCAUCACAUGAAGUAUUAAUCUGAAGCAAACUUUAACACUAUUCCUACCGCUUUUCUACCCCUUUUCUCCACUUUUAUUUGGGUCUUCUUUCACUUGAACCCCUUUAAACUAUUAAACUUUAUUUAUACUUUAUUUAAUUAUAAAAUUAGGGAAUUAUUUGGUCGAUACCUGUAAAAUAUUUGAACAAUCAAAUCUGUCAUAUUUUUAACACAAUUAUAAUAUUAAUAAAAACCAGUAUUUCAUGUUUAUCAUAAACAUUUUGUUCUUUAGUGAUUUCUACUAUACUUUUACUGUCUUUUUUUAGGUUACUAUUAUAAUUAUUGUACGAGUAUUAUAACCUAAAAAUAUUUGUGAUAGCUUUCAUCACUUUCUUUAAUAGUAAUUUGUUUUACAGUAAUUAUUAGUUUUAUGUUAGUUAUUCGUAUGUUUUUCAUUAUUGAAUAAAAAAUCAUACUUGUU